Molecule: messenger RNA, 948 nt
Organism: Microthlaspi erraticum
Lineage: Eukaryota; Viridiplantae; Streptophyta; Magnoliopsida; Brassicales; Brassicaceae
Source: the annotation of a GenBank genome assembly
AUGACUAUAGCUUUAGAUGCUAAGAACAAAAUCGCUUUCAUCGACGGAUCUAUUCCUCGGCCAAGUGAAUCUAAUCAUAACUUCAGGAUCUGGUCUCGUUGCAAUUCGAUGGUGAAAUCGUGGAUUCUUAAUUCAGUUUCUAAGCAGAUCUAUAAGAGUAAUCUGCGUUUUAAUGAUGUUUCGGAAAUCUGGACUGAUUUGGAAACGAGAUUUCAUAUCACUAAUCUUCCGAGAUCAUACAACUUGUCUCAGCAAAUAUGGUCUUUGCAGCAAGGUUCCAAUGAUUUAGCUACCUAUUACACCAAACUCAAGACUCUUUGGAAUGAAUUGGAUGGAGCUGAAUGCAUAGAAACUUGUCAUCGUUGUGAUUGCUGCAAAGCGACUGCUACUAAGGCUGAGCAUGCGAAGGUGAUUAAGUUCUUGGCAGGAUUGAAUGACUCUUACUCUGUCAUUAGAAGUCAGAUCAUUAUGAAGAAGAAUGUUCCAGUAUUAUCCGAGAUCUACAACUUACUUGAUCAGGAUCAUAGCCAACGGACUAUCAAUCUAGUACAAAAUGCUUCUGCGUUUCAUGUGGCUUCGCCUGAUCAACAGAUUUCGAUCAAUGCUGCAAACUCCAACUAUGGGAAACCGGGUUUACACAAACCUAUAUGUGCUCAUUGUGGUUAUACUGGGCACACUAUUGAAACGUGUUACAAGAUCCAUGGCUAUCCCAUUGGUUUCAAACACAAAGGGAAACAGCAGCCUGAGAAGACUCUUCCGUCUACACCAAAACCUCAAGCUGCUCCAAAACCCGUUGUUGCUCAACUCAGCUUAUCUGCUCAGCGUACUAAUGACAAAAACUUCUCGGGUAUAGUCAAUACACUCUCCAAAGAUCAGAUACAAGAAGUCAUUGCUUAUUUUCAGCUCGCAGCUACAAACCUCCGACCCUCAACAUGCCUCUGCUUCUAA